AUGGAUGACAACAGUGAUUUUACGGAUUACCUCCAGGACAUUUUUGAUAACAUGGAAAAUGAUACUCUACUGGAUAUCUUCAGUAUGACAAACCACUCCCAAACUACUUUAAAUUUCAUGACAUUGAAAGAACAUAGGUAUGGAGCAUCCGGUACUGCUCUAUUACUUGUUUCGUUUUCUGUACUUGUCAUCAUAUCUUUUUUCGGAAACAUGUUAGUAGUUCAUGUUGUGGUGAAAAACCGCAAGAUGCACACAGUGACUUACAUUUUCAUUGCUAAUAUGGCAUUUUCAGAUUUAUUGAUGACGUGUUUAAAUGUGCCAUUGAAUAUUGCGCGGGAACUUAUGUCGGAAUGGACUCUUGGACAAUUUUUGUGUCAUCUACUGAAUUUUUCAUUAAUGACUUCUGUGUAUGUUUCAACGUUUACACUCACUGCUAUAGCACUUGACCGUCAACGUGUUUUGAUUUACCCACUAAACCCUAGAAUUACAAGACGGAAAGGGAUUUUUAUAUUAGUGCUGAUAUGGUCUCUUGCCUUCUCAUUGUCUUUGCCUUACGGAAUUUAUACAAGAGUACAAGACCUGAAUCUAUUUGUAACUACAGUGAAGAGGUGUCGCACUUACUUCCCAAGUGGCAAAUGGGAACAAAGUCUCACAAUUGCAACAAUGGUAGUGCAAUAUGUCAUUCCAUUGUCUAUUAUAGGUGUGACGUAUGGAAGAAUUGUACACAAAUUGUGGCUACGUACACAACUUGGAGUGGUUACUGAAAAGCAACGAGUUUUACAAAUACAAGAAAAAAGGAAAAGCAUUAAGCUGUUAGUGUCAGUUGUGGCUGUAUUUACUGUAUGUUGGAUGCCGCUCAAUCUCUAUCAUCUUCUUACCGACCUUCAUCCGAAUGUGAAACAGUUUACUUACAACAGUACAGUAUUCUUUAUAUGUCAUUGGGUAGCCAUCAGCAGCACCUGCAUUAACCCUUUUCUGUACUGUUGGAUGAAUCCGAUUUUCAAAAGAGAAUUUAAAAACAUUCUAAAGUGUUGUGCUGUUCAAAGUCAUCCUGUAAGUUCAAGGUCAUUUGAUUUGGAAUUUGAUGACCUCAUCUCGCCAGCAUUUGUUGUAAAAAGAUCUGUUGACACUAAUUUCAUCCCUCUGUGUAUUGUAUAG
Messenger RNA from Ylistrum balloti, 1158 nucleotides. RefSeq names its product G-protein coupled receptor 83-like. Gene Ontology annotation, cellular component: plasma membrane; neuron projection. The record is from RefSeq and is a predicted model, not a curated record. Gene Ontology annotation, biological process: G protein-coupled receptor signaling pathway. NCBI's taxonomy places the organism in Eukaryota, Metazoa, Mollusca, Bivalvia, Pectinida, Pectinidae. Gene Ontology annotation, molecular function: neuropeptide binding; neuropeptide Y receptor activity. The transcript has 2 exons. Bases 1 to 1158 code for a protein of 385 amino acids.